Messenger RNA from Rhododendron vialii, 827 nucleotides. RefSeq names its product VQ motif-containing protein 11. The transcript has a single exon. Bases 144 to 677 code for a protein of 177 amino acids. The record is from RefSeq and is a predicted model, not a curated record. NCBI's taxonomy places the organism in Eukaryota, Viridiplantae, Streptophyta, Magnoliopsida, Ericales, Ericaceae.
UCGGAAAGGAUAGGAGAAAAUACAGAGCAGCAGUAAUCUCUCUCUCUCUCUCUCUCUCGCUCUAAAAACAGAAUAAAAACCCCACAUUUCUCGCCCCCCUCUAUUCCCGCUUUCAUUUUCAGACCACCUCUCAAAUCCCUUUCAUGGCCUCCUCUUCAAACCCUAACAACAACAUCAUCUCCAAUGUCUCCUCCCCGUCAACCUACGACCCAACUACCCUACCCACCAACACCACCUUCGUCCAGGCCGACCCCACCACCUUCCGCGCCGUCGUCCAGAAACUCACCGGCGCCCCCCACGACCCCGCCGCCCUGAAGCUCCCCAUCACCCACCCCGCCCGCCUCGCCGGGAAAUCCCCCUCCGGCGACAUGGGCCCCCGCCGGCCGCCCUUCAAGCUCCACGAGCGGCGGCAGAGCGGCGGCAGGAAGCUCGAGAUCAAGCUCAGCCGCGGCGGGGGGUUCCCGCUCGGGUCGAGGCAGGCGAUGGUCUCGCCCGUGUCGACGCUGGACGCGUUCGCGCGCGGGAGCCCGAGGACCCCGCGCUCGCCGGUAGACGAGGAGGAGAGGGCGAUCGCGGAGAAGGGGUUUUACUUGCAUCGGAGCCCGCUCAGCACGCCGCGAGGUGGGUCGGAGCCGGAGCUGUUGCCGUUGUUCCCUCUCCACUCGCCCAGAGAUUAGAGUGUUAAUUAGUAUCUCAUGGAUGAGAUUAUUCUCUUGAUUUUUCGAUUUGUUGUUUUAGAAUGUAUACAUAUAGGUCGUGUUUGUGCUGUUUCUCUAAUCAGUUUUAUUGACCUGAUUUUAUUUGAUCAGCCAUUUUUUUUUUAAAAA